AUCGAUGUCGGAUUAAACAUUGUUUCUGAUGUAAAAUUUCACGCUCUUUCGAUUGGUGCAUGUUAUUUUGUCGUACGUUCAGCCUCAAAGUUCUACCAGUUCUCAAAAGUCGAGUACUAAUAUGUUUAAGCUGAAACAAUCAUCAGAAUAUUCAAAAAUCUUAAAAGCCAGGCAAGAAGAGAAGGAAUUACAAAAGAGAAAAUUACAGGGUCAAAGUGAUAAACGAAAAACCAAAUCAGUGAAACUGAGUGAUCACCAGACUGCGUCUUCUCAAUUUUAAGGUAACUUGAAUGAUUCUUUUCCAGCAGAAGACCAUCAAGGAAAAGAAACUCAUGAUGUCACUGAUGAACCAAUUUUGGAACAGAAGGAUUUGAAUCAAGAAAAAAACGAAACGGCCAUGAUAUUGAGUCGCCAGCCUUCUUCUUUUGCUCAAGUUGAAAACGAAACUAAUUCCUUCUCAGGAGGAGAGCAUGAAAAAGAUAAAAUACGUUUUGAAGAUAUAAAUACCCUAUUAGGAAGCGUUGAAAAGAAGGUUGAGCCCCAUGAACCUUUUUUAGAUGAAAAAGAAAGUCAUGAAAAUGUAGGUACUAACGAGGAUGAUGAAAAGCAUGAAUUGACUGGUGAAUCAAGCACUUUAGUAAAGAAGGAUAAUCAUCCAGAAAGUGGUGGACGCAAACCGAGAAUUAUCGACAAUCGUUGCCUUGACUCACUCAAACAAAAUAACUUAUUGAAAAAAAAAGAAAAACAGAUUUCUGAAUUAAAACAGGAACUUGGAAAUGUAAAUCGUAAGUAUCGGAAUUUAAAAAAUGACUACAAAGAAGUUAAACAGGAAAACAAAGAGUUGAGAGAUAGAAACCUUAAACUACAAGAUAACAUUAGUCAUGAUAUUAUGAAGCUUGGAGUAUUGGUGGACCAACAGAAUAAAAUUUGUGCUUCCAGCAGUAAUAUUGUUGACCCAAAACUUAAAAGUGUACCCAUUGGAUUUAUUGAACAGGAUGGUAGUGUUCAUAUGGGUCAAAAUAAAUAUUUGCCCGCCAGUAUUAAUGAUACUGUCGUAUCAUCAUUGAGUCCUGCAACUUUCGUAGGAAACCUCCUAGUUGCAGUAUUUGGGCCCACUACUUUAAUGAAAAGUAGUCUCACAGGUAGAGUCAGCAACAGAAGAAUUGGCAAAAUAAAGAAAAAUAAAGAACAAGAUAAAGAAAAUAAAAAUGAGCACGGCGAAAAUGACUUGCCCCAAGCUGAAAAAUUAGAAAAGUUGGAUCCUAAACAACUGCUGGCUUGUCAAGAUUAUUUUGGCUAUUGGUUAGAAAUAUAUUAUGAACCAAAAUUGACCAAAGCCCAAAUGAAGAAAUAUGAUAGAACCAUAGAAAUAGCCUGUUUUCGCGAAUAUGCAACAAAGAAAAUAGCAUACAUGAAAAAGCCAAAAAGGGCAAAGAUAAAUAAGAAAAACUUAAGGAAGUCUGAAGAUUUUGAAGAACAGGAACCAACGAAUAACGAAACCGGCGGAACCGCGACCCAUUACAACUGAAUUCUGACAUUGAAACAGAAUUAAACUUAGAAAAUAUAUUUGAUGAGUCUUGGUUGGAAUCUUCAAGUGAUGAUGAGGAUUAGAAUAAUUAGUAACAUCUGAUUAUUCUAAUAAUCUUUAUUCUUUAUUUAUUAAGUCGUUUGAAUUUAGAAAUGUUAAUAAUUUAUUCACUAUAGUGUACAUCAUUAUUUAUAUAAUUUAUAUAUGCUAUUGAGUUACCCUUAACUUAUUUAUUGAAGUAUUUAUUGAAAAACA
Messenger RNA from Phymastichus coffea, 1783 nucleotides. RefSeq lists its product as uncharacterized. The record is from RefSeq and is a predicted model, not a curated record. The coding region runs from base 398 to 1528 and encodes 376 amino acids. Lineage: Eukaryota; Metazoa; Arthropoda; Insecta; Hymenoptera; Eulophidae. The transcript has 10 exons.